Messenger RNA from Mycosarcoma maydis (corn smut), 3060 nucleotides. Its product is annotated as DNA topoisomerase I. Gene Ontology annotation, biological process: DNA replication; DNA topological change; chromosome segregation. Bases 1 to 3060 code for a protein of 1019 amino acids. The transcript has a single exon. Gene Ontology annotation, cellular component: nucleolus; chromosome. Gene Ontology annotation, molecular function: DNA binding; DNA topoisomerase type I (single strand cut, ATP-independent) activity. The record is from RefSeq and is a predicted model, not a curated record. Lineage: Eukaryota; Fungi; Basidiomycota; Ustilaginomycetes; Ustilaginales.
AUGAACAGCAUUCAAGUCAAGAAUGAACCCAUGCUUGCGUCGUUUGCGUCGACCUCGACCAAUGGAAAGGCAAAACGUUCAGCCAAGCCAAGUCUCUUCAGCGGUAGUGAAGUGAGCUCCGACGACGACGAAGAGAAGCCUCUCGCCAAAAGGCCAAAGGUAGAGGACAGUGACAGCGACGCUCCUCUUACCUCGACCGUCUCAUCGCAGAAUGGCGUCCAAAAACGCAGCGGCAGCAGCAACAACGAUGACAACGAUGACGACUCAGACUCGGAUUCGGACGCGCCACUCACAGCCCUCGUCAAGAAGAGCAACGGUAGUGAUGAUGACGAAGACGAUGACGACGAUGACGACGAAGGCGACGACGACGACGAAGAAGACGACGAUGAUGAUGAUGAUGAUGACGAUAAACCAUUGAGCAAAUCGUCCAAGUCGAAUCGAAAGCCCCCCAAGACCAUGUCCAUCACCGGCUCAGGUGAAAAGAAGUGGGACGUACUCAUCCACAAGGGUCCCCGCUUCCCCGAUCCAUAUCAACCCUUGCCCAAGGAUGUCAAGCUCAAGUACGACGGGAGGCCAGUUGAUCUGCCAUGGCAAACCGAAGAGAUCGCCAUGUUCUAUGCCGUCAAACUCGAGACACAACAUGCCCAAAAUGCUAUCUUCAACCGCAAUUUCUUUGACGAUUUCAAGACGGAUCUCAAAAAGUAUCCCCCUAGAGAUGGCACACAGAUCAAGUCCUUCGACAAGCUCGACUUCCGUGAUAUGUACAACUACUGGCGCAGUCUCAAGGAUGCCGAGCUCGAACGCAAAAAGGCUUUGGCUCCCUCGGCACGCAAGCGCGAGAUUGAAGAGCGCAAGGCCGAAGAGACCAAGUGGAAGAUCUGCCUCGUUGAUGGCGUCGAGCAGCGUGUGGGUAAUGUCAAUGUCGAGCCUCCCGGUCUCUUCCUCGGUCGCGGUGCGCAUCCUAAAGCAGGCAAGGUCAAACGUCGCAUCUCGCCCGGCGACAUUACCAUCAACCACAGUGCAGAUCAUCCUGCUCCACAGCCUCCGGCAGGCAUGGGUGAUUGGGCCGAAGUCGUCGAAAAAAAGGACGUCACCUGGCUCGCCUACUGGAAGGAAAACAUCAACGGCCAGUACAAGUACGUCUUCCUCGACGCCACUUCCAACUUCAAGACCAACUCGGACCGUGAAAAGUUUGAAAAGGCGCGAAAGCUCGACACAGUUGUUAAACAGAUUCGUCGCGACGUCAACAAGAAUCUCAAGUCCAAGGUGCGACACGAACGACAGAUCGCCACCAUCGUCUGGCUGAUCGACAACUUUUCGCUGCGUGCCGGUAACGAGAAGGGCGAAGAUGAGGCCGAGACGUACGGCGUCUGUUCGUUGCGUUGCGAGCACGCACAGAUCAAGAUGCCCGACACCAUUCACCUGGAGUUCCUAGGCAAAGACUCGAUGAAGUUCGAAGAGGAUCUCAAGAUCACCAAUCCUGACGUCUUCAAGAACAUUGCCAUGUUUCUCAAGAGCAACGGCAUGAAGGACAAGAGUGGCAACUAUGUACGCAAGAAGCCUUCGGAUCCCAUCUUUUGCGCUCCCGAGUCCGGGAGCGGCAAGAUGCAGCCGCUUCAGCCGAACUCGGUCAACCAGUUCCUGUCCAAGUACAUGAAAGGCUUGAGCGCCAAGGUCUUCCGUACCUACAAUGCUUCCGUCACAUUCCAGGGCUUGCUCGAGCAGACCGAAGAAUGGCUCAAGUCACGGCCCAACGCAGCCGAGCGCGAGAUCAACCAGACCAACCUGCGUCUGGCCUACAACGAAGCCAAUCGACAGGUGGCCAUCCUGUGCAACCAUCAAAAGACGGUGAACCCUAUGUUACUCAACCGCAAUCUUGAACGUACGCAGGACAAGAUCUUCCAGAUCCGCUACGAGAUCAUGAAGGAGCAGCAGAAGAUCCUGACCUUCCACAAAGUCAGCGAGUUGAAAAAGGAGUUCAAGGUCAAAGAGCACCCUUUCAUGAAGCAGUUUGACAAGAUCAUGCAGAAGCAGGAUCUGGACGCCGAAAAAGUCAAGCAGUACGAGGAGCAGAUGAUCUCAGAUAAAAAGUCCAAGCUCGAGUCGACUUUUAAGCGCCAGCAGUCCGAGCUGCAGUACCAGCUGGAACAGAAAGGUCUCACCGGCGACGACGGUACACCCAAAAAGGGCAAGAAGGCCAAAAAUGUCGAAGAGGAGGUGCGAUCGUCGAUCAAGGGCUUCAAGGACAAGAAGCAGGUCGACGAGGAGCUCAAAGCGCUCAACGAGACGGCUAAACGACUUGAAAAGGAACGCAAGACCAACAAGUCGCAAGCCACCAGCUGUAACUUUGUCAGUUCGGCCAAGAAGAUCCUAAGCAAGUAUGAGAUGAUCAAGAAGCAAGAGGCGGAGCUGGUCAACAAGAACAAUACAUCGGAUGUGGCGCUGAGCACGUCCAAGCUCAACUACAUUGAUCCUCGUAUCACGCUCGCUUGGCUCAAAGAAUGGGACGACCGUCUUAGCGAUCUCGGGCAGGGCAAGGCUGCACCCAAGAAGAAGGUCAAGAAGGAGGAGGAAGAAAACGACAUCAAGCCCAAGAAGAAAGACGCCAAGGGCGCCGCUAGCAAGAAGAGAGCCGCCAAGACAGGUCUUGCCAACUCGACGGGCGACAGCGAGAAGAUGGAACUUGGGUUGCAGGUGAUGAAUAUCAGUCAGUUCUUUGCUAAUGCGCUGCAGAAGAAGUUCAAGUGGGCUGCUUCGGGCGACGACGGCCGCGACAUUUCGGCCAAGUGGGUCUUCGUCAAGGAUGCCCAGUCCAAGAUGCGCAAGCUCGACUCUGCUGAGCGCAAGGGCCAGAAGGGCGGUUCGAUGGCAGCCAUGACAGAUGCCGCCGACUCGAAGGAGGCGCAACCCAAAGUCAACUGUGUUCUCAAGAAGCAGACCUCUGCGGACCGCAAGAUGAGCAAGCCGAUCAAGGCGGUGGACAAGACCGAAGAGAGCGAUGACGAUUUAAGCAGCGAUAGCAGCGAUGACGAAGAUAAGCCGCUUGCCGCUGUAGUUUAG